AGGCACGGCCCGUAAGCAGGGGACACCACCGCCUCCGCGAGCUCCGGCCGCCGCCCCCCCCCGGCGCGUCCUGCCGCAGCGAGAGGCAUGGAGAGGGCCACGCUCGCGGGGCGCUGAUCCCCGCGCCUGCCCGCGCGCACACGCCCCCCGCCGCCGCGCGCCCUCAGCGCCUCGUCCCCAGCCCCGGCCCCACCAUGACCGGCUCAGCCGCCGAUACUCAUCGCUGCCCCCACCCGAAAGGCGCCAAAGGCACCCGGUCCCGGAGCAGCCACGCGCGGCCCGUGAGCCUCGCCACCAGCGGGGGCUCGGAGGAGGAGGACAAAGACGGCGGGGUGCUGUUUCACGUUAACAAGAGCGGCUUCCCCAUCGACAGCCACACCUGGGAGCGCAUGUGGAUGCACGUGGCCAAGGUGCACCCCAAGGGGGGAGAAAUGGUGGGCGCCAUCAGGAACGCCGCCUUCUUGGCAAAGCCUUCAAUACCCCAGGUCCCAAACUACAGACUGUCGAUGACGAUUCCAGACUGGCUCCAGGCAAUCCAGAAUUACAUGAAGACGCUACAAUACUUAACCAAUGGACAGCCUUCCAUCGAGCGGUUCCCCAUCAGCUUUAAAACCUACUUCUCAGGAAACUACUUUCACCAUGUCGUGCUGGGGAUUUAUUGCAAUGGCCGCUACGGCUCACUGGGCAUGAGCCGAAGGGCUGAGCUGAUGGACAAGCCAUUGACCUUUCGGACUCUGAGUGACCUCAUCUUUGACUUUGAAGACUCCUACAAGAAAUACCUGCACACAGUCAAAAAGGUCAAGAUUGGGCUGUACGUCCCCCAUGAGCCUCAUAGCUUCCAACCUAUUGAGUGGAAGCAACUAGUCCUCAACGUUUCCAAGAUGCUGAGGGCUGAUAUAAGGAAGGAGCUGGAGAAAUAUGCCAGGGACAUGAGGAUGAAGAUCCUGAAACCUGCAAGUGCCCACUCUCCGACCCAAGUGAGAAGCCGGGGAAAAUCCCUGUCUCCCAGAAGGAGACAAGCAAGCCCCCCGAGAAGGCUCGGCAGGCGAGACAAAUCGCCUGCAUUGCCUGAGAAGAAGGCUGCUGAUCUCAGCACUCUGAAUGAAGUGGGGUAUCAAAUCCGAAUUUAGCCAAGCCAUACCGGCCAGCAAGAAGGUUUCUGUGGUGCUUCUCUCUGCACUUUACCCAGUAUCUUCAGGAGGAACUGAACUAUUUAUUAAGAACUUGUGAAUUUUAUUUUUAAGGAUUCACCUGGAAAUAGAGAAUCUGAGUGGGUGGUAACAAUUAGCUUUAAAAACUCACUAUGAGGUUAACCGUGAAAAGGCUAAAGUGAUAAACCCCACUAGAGUUGGACUCUCUCCCUCACUCAAUCUUAAGGAUGACAACCAUAACCGUAGUUUAUAUUUUUCCAUGUACCUAUUUUCUUGACUUGCUUUGAACAUUAUGCCUCACCAAUAGUAAAUGUUCAUGAAAUCCUCUCUUGAACUUUUGGUAUAGUAAGGUAACUCAAACAGUAUUACUGUCUUUUUCAGCAAUAACAGAAGCAAAAAUGGGUGGGCUUUUUUUAAGCAGUUGAUAUUACCUCAGCAUUUUGACAUCAGAUAUGCAAACUUGAUGGUGUUUUGUUUUUUUUUAUAUUCUAUUUGUAUUGUUUCCCCAAUAUUUCAUGGGGAUCUCCACAAGUUUGGAGUUUUUUCCUGGUGCACACAUGUGAUGAGGUUUAAGGUAUUAUAUGCAAGUGUUUUAUUAAAAAGCACUGAAAUUCUUCUGGCAAUACGAGACACCACUUUUAGGAUCUUGGAGUAACUUCCUUCUUAAUCUUUCUUGAAGUAUUCACUCACAAUUUUUGUUUUUUCAAAACAAAACAAAAAAAUCACAUUCAGAAGUUAGUCUUUGUUCUGUCACUAACAUUUAAACUUUGCAGACUCCAGCAAAAAGCACAAGAGGGCAUGCACUGUUACACACAUUUAGCAGUAUUGCGAUUACCUCUGACAGUAACACACUCAGGCAAAGAGACCAGGAAUUAAUCAGCAGGUCUUGGAAACCAGAUAACCCUUCUGUUCACAUUU
This is a messenger RNA of Carlito syrichta (Philippine tarsier), 2069 nucleotides long. RefSeq names its product vasohibin 2 (gene VASH2). The coding region runs from base 195 to 1130 and encodes 311 amino acids. Gene Ontology annotation, cellular component: cytoplasm. The record is from RefSeq and is a predicted model, not a curated record. NCBI's taxonomy places the organism in Eukaryota, Metazoa, Chordata, Mammalia, Primates, Tarsiidae. The transcript has 5 exons. Gene Ontology annotation, biological process: regulation of angiogenesis.